ACUUAUUGUCAGCUGAGCAUUGUGACUAAUGUCAGUUUUGUGUGAGUUUUUCUUCUUUUCUUCAUUGCAGACAUUCUUCAACAUUUUGUUUGUUUUCUAUUAUUGUUUGCUUUUUUUCAUCCAAAAAAAUAAGUUCAACGUAUUGAUUUGAGACAAAGUGUGUUAUAAAUUUCACAGUUCCUAUGUUAGCAAGAAGGAAAGACUACGGCAUUACUUAAAAUACAGCUGAUGUGUGUAGUGUGUUUCAAGUAGUGCACAUCAACUGCUUGAACUAAAUUUAAUGUUAAAAUUAUGAACAAAAGCAAUGGUCAUAAUACCAAAAAGAGCACGGUUGAUCCAGAAGUUUUCUUCGAGAUUCCAAUUAUUACAACAUCAUCGCCAUCGAUGGAUACGGACUCAGAGGCAUCGCCAAUCUACAGGAGUAUCACUAAACAAUCGGGUGAUCUUAAUUCCGAUGAAGAGACUGAUACCUCUUUCAUAAAUAAUAACAACAAUGGAAUCAAUCGCAGGGUCUCAUUUCUCCGUUCACUGAGUCCAUCCAAUUUGAAUUCAUCGGGUGCUUCCAGAGGGAAUGUUCGAAGAUGGUCGCAAUCGUUGACGAGUGCGUCGAAAUCACGGCAAAACAGAACCAUCAACAUGAUGCCUUCUCGUUUACAAAGGUUACCAACCGCUCUGUCAUUGGACGGUCAACUUCAUCGGAUUGUUGACAACGAAUCCGAGUUUGAGCAAUUUGUACAGGAAAUUGAACAAUACGAUUAUUUGAUGGAAGACAGUGCAACCGCUACACAAAUUCGAAAUAAAACAUUACGAGCUCUGCCACAAUCGCUGUCAAUUAAGCGGCAAAUCAAAUCGAAUGUGUUGCACAUCGUGAGAGAACGCAGUCAUCGCAUGGGUAUAAAUCGUUGGAAACGCGCUCUACAUGUGUUUGGGUUGUUUUCGACCAAAUCCAAGCUAAUGGUGCGGAAUUCCAUGCGAAAUUUGCGAUUGUGGAACGAUUCGAUGAAAGAAAUCGAAGGACAUUUUGGUGCCGGCGCCGAAACUUAUUUCCGUUUCUUCCGUUUUCUCUUUGUGAUCAAUUUACUUCUCAUGAUAGUCACAUUUUUGUUUAUUGUUCUUCCGCAACUGUUGAAUGAUUAUAUUCAACAGAAACCAGAGACUUAUCCAAGAUCUCGCAUUGUGAACACGGAUAAACUGCAUGAAGAAAUCAAUAUUGUCGAUUUGUUCACAGCAGAGGGUUCCUUGGAGAAUUCCACCUUGUUUUAUGGAGCAUACACAGAUCAGCGCAUCAAACUAUAUGGAAGCAGUACGUAUAGUUUACCGUUCGCCUAUUUAAUGACGAUGAUGUGCUUCUAUGCAGUCACAUUCAUCACAUUUUCGAUAACGACGGCUGAAUCUUAUCGCAAAAGUUUUAUUGCAACAUCUGGUGGAGAAGUUUUGCGCGCUCAUAAAUUGUUCUGUUCAUGGGAUUUUGGUAUAUCAAACCAAAGAGCGGCUGACAUGAAACAUUACAAUAUUUUUUUGGAAUUGAAAUCAAUUGUUCAUGAAAUUUAUGAGAAUGAGUGCUUCCUAUCGAUGCAACAAAAGAUUUGCGGGUACAUCAUACACACUGUGAUUUGGAUGUUUGUCAUUGUUGUUUUAAUCAUUAUCGGCAGCUCAAUUGUUUUCAUAGCGGAUGUCGUUGAGUAUUUCGAUGUAAAAGAUGAGUUCUUCUCUUAUAUAAACGAUGUCCCGUUGUUUUUGCCAACCGUAGCAGUUCUUGGACUCUUGCUAUGCCAAUUUCUGUUUGAAUUUUUAGGAUACUUGGAAAUGAAAACCGUCCGUAUGUACAGGUCACCACGAUCUCAGUUGCAUAUAGCUCUCAUUCGCAAUUAUAUGUUGAACAUAGUCAUAAUCACGGCGCUGGCAUGGUUUUGGCUAUCGAAUGUGGAUGAGAAGAAAUGCUGGGAAACGUGGAUUGCACAAAACAUUUAUCGCCUUAUCGUAAUCGAAUUUAUGUUUGUCGUCUGCAUUGGUACGAUAUUUCGGCUGAUUAGGUUUUUGGUUUAUAAAUAUGUUUGGAGUUGGAUUGGACUCUCCGAAUUCAAUAUAUCACGUGGUUGUCUUGGAUUGAUUUUCAAUCAAACGCUUCUGUGGAUCGGAAUUUUCUUUUCACCUCCUCUUUCUGCUGUUAUUGUUCUCAAAAUGAUUGUCACGUUUUAUUUGAAGAAACUGGUCUUGAUCAACUUUUGUAAGCCGCCGUCGAAGCUUUGGCGCUCAUCGCAAACAUUUACUCUAUUUUUAGCAAUGAUGUUUGUUUCUUUAACCAUUGUCAUCGUUAUAUAUUUUUAUAUCUUGACUCAAAUGAACGUGAGCAAAAUGUGUGGACCGUUUCGCAACCAUGUUUAUAUGUUUCAUGUUCUUCGAGGGGAUAUUUUGAAGAUGCAAGAGAAUCAUUUCCUGUGGCAAUUAUUUAUGUUCCUAGUUCGGCCAGCAGCGAUCGGAUUACUUUUGCUGACUUUAUGUGUUCUUGUUUACUAUUUGCGCUCAAAAUCGAAAGCCCGCAUUGAAAUGGUGAAAUUGCUCAAAGAGAUGUUGUACAUCGAAGCAAAAGAUAAAGAGUUUCUUCUGGCUAACAUAACACGAAUCACGGAAAACAAUGAAUGGCUUCUCGAAGACUUCAUGAAACAGUCACAACUCCUUGGGCCAUGCCACAAAACCGUUGAUCGACACACCGAAAAUGGUUUUUCCAACCGUACAAAUGGAAAGUAUUCAUUUCAAAUCGAUGAAGACAACAGCGGCAAAUCCAAUAAAGCACAUCGUAUCAACAUUAAUAGCCGAUCAAUAAAUAAAGGUCGGAAGAAAGACGUCGAAACCUUACGUAAACGACGACCUUCAACUUUGGAAAAUUCACUAUAAAAACUGUUUUACUCACUGAUUUCAUUUUUCUGCGUUUGCAAUUCACUGAUUUUUAUUUUUAUUGAUAAUUUUAAGUACAUUAUGUUCCUUGCUAAUUGUAUAUGUUGAACUAUCGCUUCAGGGGGUUUUGAGCUUUAUUUUCUAAUGUUCUCAGAUUAUUUAUGAUUGUACGCAAUUUUACUGUCAUUAGUGUAUUUAUGGCAAUAUAACUGAAUAAUAGCGUUUUUAUUGCAAACAAUAUGAUGAUAAUUCUUGACCAAAAUGCAACUCCUUCGAAUUAGAGACUUCGUUAUUGUACAAAAUAUGAGCAUAUCGUAAAAUAUAUACCGCUUUUUGCUCUUUUUUAAUUUUAAA
Sitodiplosis mosellana (orange wheat blossom midge) is the source of this 3249-nucleotide messenger RNA. RefSeq names its product transmembrane channel-like protein 7. Gene Ontology annotation, molecular function: mechanosensitive monoatomic ion channel activity. Lineage: Eukaryota; Metazoa; Arthropoda; Insecta; Diptera; Cecidomyiidae. The coding region runs from base 292 to 2895 and encodes 867 amino acids. The transcript is spliced from 16 exons. Gene Ontology annotation, cellular component: plasma membrane. The record is from RefSeq and is a predicted model, not a curated record.